This is a messenger RNA of Pseudozyma hubeiensis SY62, 279 nucleotides long. RefSeq lists its product as hypothetical. Bases 1 to 279 code for a protein of 92 amino acids. The record is from RefSeq and is a predicted model, not a curated record. The transcript has a single exon. NCBI's taxonomy places the organism in Eukaryota, Fungi, Basidiomycota, Ustilaginomycetes, Ustilaginales, Ustilaginaceae.
AUGCAUAUGCAUAGCCCGUCCGGCUGUCAAAUGGUCCGAGAGACCUACGUUGAGAGCGGGGUGGGAUUGUUUGCGAUUCAAGCGGCGAUGCUUUGUGCAGCAUUGCAGAACCCGACGGAGCACAGCCGAGGACCAAGUCAGACGUCAGCCUAUUUGAAAUGCCAAGCUUCGGACGCUGUGUAUCAAGCGGGGGAGAGGUACGAGAUGCGCUUCCGUUUGGUCGCCAUCGUCAAGCAGCAUGUCGAACGGGAAGCUUCGCGGACCGAUCGGCCAAUUUGA